AUGACGACGGCGCUCACGGUAGAUCGUGAGGGGAAGCCCAUCGCUGAUGAAGCAUCUGCCAAUAUGGAUCCUGCUAGCUUCUUCGCCAUGGGCGCAGGACAUGUCGAUCCAUCCAAAGCCAGCGAUCCGGGAUUGAUCUAUGACAUCAAGCCGGAGGAGUACAUUGGCUACCUUUGUGGCGGCUUGAGGUACUCCGAAUUCGAGGUUUUUCAGGUCGUCGGACGUCAAAACCAGUGUUCUUCUGUCAAACAUAUCGCAGCGGACCAGCUAAAUUUGCCAUCCAUUUCGGUGAACCUUGGACCUGGAGUGACUUCAUCGAAGAUCAGAACCAUAAGUCGGACUGUGACUAACGUAGGGGAGGCCAACUCAGUUUUCUCGGUGAAGGUUGAUGAACCAGAAGGUGUGAGUGUGAAAGUAACUCCUCAGAUGCUUCGGUUCUCUGGUCUCAAUGAAGAGAAGAGCUAUACCGUCGAGUUGAGCACCGACGGAAAGCCUCCAGGCAAGUACUCGGAAGGGCAACUCCGUUGGAUUUCUAGCAAGCACGUCGUCAGGAGUCCCAUCUCUGUCACGUUUUAA
Messenger RNA from Elaeis guineensis (African oil palm), 576 nucleotides. Lineage: Eukaryota; Viridiplantae; Streptophyta; Magnoliopsida; Arecales; Arecaceae. The record is from RefSeq and is a predicted model, not a curated record.